Messenger RNA from Hyaloscypha bicolor E, 1894 nucleotides. RefSeq lists its product as uncharacterized. The transcript has 2 exons. Lineage: Eukaryota; Fungi; Ascomycota; Leotiomycetes; Helotiales; Hyaloscyphaceae. The coding region runs from base 178 to 1713 and encodes 511 amino acids. The record is from RefSeq and is a predicted model, not a curated record.
AGUGACCAUUUAAAGAAGCACAAGAUUUUCGAUUGCGCAAAAUGCUGUGAAGAAUUCGAUGGCGCUGAAGCCGCUUUGAAUCACGCCGAUGUAUGCCCUCGUGCUGGACAGCCGCCGGCCCGAGCGCCUCGUAGAGAUGGUAUCGACAAAACACGACUGAAUGCGAUCAAGACAAUAAUGAGUAACCGAGGAAAGAAAGAUCAAGAAAAAUGGAUGCAAAUCUUCAAUGUGUUAUUUCCAUCCACACCCCAACCACCGAGCCCUUAUUGUGAACCCAUCGCUGUUCCAUUAACCUCGCCCGCUGCGGAAUCCUUGAUACGGACCUGGGAGAUGUUGGUCCAGACCGAGUGUAGAGAUGGUAAAAUGUCCAUAGAGAAAGAGACAUUCGAUAAUUGUGUGCGCCUUCUCAGGCAUGCUUUACAGAUAGAAAGCACAAGAGCAGACCCGAGCAUUUUUACAGCAAUUCCCACACCAAGCUCUGGCAGUAUGGUUGCAAGCACCCCAUUGUUUGCAAAUGAAAGAUCUAGUCAAGCUGGCACGCCAUUCCUUUCCAACCGAAGCUUGUCGAGAGUAGGCUCAAGCACAAAAAACGUAAUGUCAAACACACCAACUUCAUCAUCCAACUUUUCCGGCCGACAGAAUGUUGGAGCACCCGAAACCCUAUCGAACCGUCUUCCGAGUUUUUCAUCUUCCCCAUGGUUACGCGACGAGAGAGAUGGCUACACAGAUGGUGCUUUUCGAUCGAAUUGGGGUGAGGGAGCCUUAUCAAACGAAGGUCUCCAGACGAGGUCCCAACCUCAAAAUGUAUACAAUCCGCCAAGUCAAGGUUCAUCAAUUCUGCCCGGAGAAUCCUCAGGUGGGUUUGAAAAUACGACUCUACAACUACGGAAUUACGAGGACUCUACUCCUAUUGAAGGCAACACUUACAUUCCAGAGCAAUCAGGCUGGCAAAACCUAUCCGCUCAGGGCCAACAGUUAGUAAUGACCUCAAUGCCUGCAAGAUCGACAGGAAACCAAAUUCAGGGGCAACCGGACAUGGUGCACCAGCUGGCAAGUUACCUAGCACAGGGACAAGAUCUGCUUCGAACUGUAAGACAAUCUAUUCCAAUCGAGAGCACAGGAGCCACUUCCAGCCAGGCUCCGUCACGGGAGACCAUUAUGGGACCGCCAGCUAUUCAUGAGAGGUCAUCAGCUGGGCAUAGCCUUUCAUCGAAUAGCCCUUCCCCAUGUAUCAGUGGUAGUAGACCAAUCUCUCCCAUACACGAAUUUGCGCUAUCUCAACAAGCGCAAACCCAACAGCAAACCCAUCCACAUCAGCCAAAUCCGGUCCAUUCAAGCCAUGUACACCGCCCGCCAGCCCUCCAACGAGAGCAUCAUCGCCUUGUUUCGUCGCAACCCAUUCUAUCAACACCCUAUCAUACCAUCGAGAGCGAUAUCUACGCAACAUCUGCAAAUCAAGGCUUCUCGAACAACAGCAACAACGGCUUGUGGCAAGAAAUGCCGCCACGGUACCCUCCAGGACAUCGAUUUGGUGUGCCGACUAGCAUGGCAACGGAUAUGAUGAGCAACAACGACGACCUUACCAGACUGCUGGACCCCAAUUACUCCAUUGAUGACAACCCCACCAGUAUGGCCUUUGGGUCAGCCCCCAACAACAACCAAAACAACAGUAACAAUAACGGAACGGAUCUAAGGUUCGGGAGGAGAAGCUAGAGAGAGGUGGGAUGUUUUGGAGAGAGCACUAAUGGCCCAGAAAGUCACUGUUGUGAGUAGGAGUGCAUUUUGAGAUCUGCCAAGGUCAGUAAUACUUAUGACUGUCAUAACCUCGCAGUGAGUAACCCACCGCACUUAAAGCGAUUAAGCCACAAGAAGGGGAAAGUGCGCUUGAAACUCC